AUGACUGAGACAGUGGAGUGCUAUUAUUACAUGAUGUUCACAAAACGCUUUGAUGCUGCUCUGCAGCAGGAUGUGCAGGCGAAGAUUGGAGAGGACGUCACACUUCAGUGUCAGAUUUCCACAGAUGAAAGAAUCUCGGUGCUGAAGUGGAGCAGAGCUGACCUGAACACAGACGGCUACGUCUACUUCUACAGGAACAAACGCUUCUAUGAAAACUACCAACAUCCAUCUUUUCAUGGAAGAGUGAAGCUGAGGGACCCGGAGAUGAAGGAUGGAGACGUUUCUGUGAUCCUGAAGAAGGUCACGUUUAAUGACACUGGGAUUUAUGAGUGUCACGUAGCUGUGAGGAACCCUGUGAGAAGUAAAAGAGCUCACACUGAGAUCAGUCACUUCAUCAACCUCACAGUCACAGGUGAAACGGAUAAAACCACGUUGGAACAGCAGCUGAAG
Molecule: messenger RNA, 450 nt
Organism: Neolamprologus brichardi
Lineage: Eukaryota; Metazoa; Chordata; Actinopteri; Cichliformes; Cichlidae
Source: RefSeq, a predicted model, not a curated record